AUGGGCAAUUUUAACGAUUAUCCUUGUUUCAAUGAUAAGAAUAGCCCAAAUCCCCCUCCCCAUCAUGCCAUGACCAAUUUCCAAAAUUUUAUCGCUAAGUUUGAUUUGCACACUUUGCCUUUUGUGGGAAACCGUUUCACUUGGAAACAUGGCCAAAUCCGUGAGCGUUUGGACUGGGGAGUUGUUAAUCAAGCUUGGGAUAACCUUUUCCCCACGUCCAACAUUGUCCAUCUUCCUUUUUACGGCUCUUAUCACAAAGCCAUCAAAAUUGAGUGUGAUCCCACCCCUUACCUUUGUCAUCGAAACAAAUGUUUCUUUUUUGAAAACCACUGGCUUUUGGAUCCUGAGUUCCCUAGCCUCAUGUCAACUUCUAUUCACAGAAAUCCUUCCCUUUCUACUGAGGACAUUGCUAAGGUCAACCAACUCCAAUCCCAUGUUAACUCUCUCCUCCUCAGAGAGGAGUUUUUGUGGAAGCAACGGUCUAGAGUUAAUUGGCUUAAAGUGGGUGAUAAUAACACCAAGUUCUUUCACAGCCGUGCCAAUUCCAGGAGGAGGAAUAAUAUGGUUAAGUGUUUAACUCUGGAUGAUGGCUCCACUGUCACUUCCUUCCCCACAAUUGUUAACACUUUUAUGGAGUUCUAUACUAACCUUUUUACCUCCACGGGGGCUGAUAUGGAUUCCAUAAACUUAAUCAUGCAGGGGAUUUCUCAACGCAUCAACCCUGACCACUUCACUUUCCUCAAUAAAGAUUUCGAUUCAUUUGAGGCUGCCCUUGAUGUCUUAAACAAAGGUGCUGAUUUGUGGUCCAUCAAUGAAACCUACCUUGUUCUCAUUCCUAAGAAAUCCAACGCAUCUAAAGUCUGUGACUUCAGGCCUAUCAGUCUGUGCUCAACCUUUUACAAGGUUAUUGCUAAAACAAUUGCUAACUGCCUCAAAACUGUUCUUACCUCUCUUAUUUCCCACAAUCAAGGGGCUUUUCUUAGCAAUCGUAUCAUCUUUGAUAAUAUCUUAAUUGCUAAUGAAGUUAUUAAUGCCAUAAAUGGUCGUAAGGCUGGCAAGGUUGGCUGGGCUGGACUCAAGCUUGAUAUGGAAAAAGCCUUUGACAAAGUUGAGUGGGGUUUCCUUGAGAGUAUUUUUCUUCAUUUUAGCUUCCCUACCAAUUUUGUGUCUCUUGUUAUUAGGUGUGUCUCCACUAUCUCUUUCAGGUUGUGUAUCAAUCAGGGCAUAUCUAAUCUCAUCAUCCCUUCUAGGGGUAUCAGGCAGGGGGAUCCCUUAUCCCCCUAUCUUUUUCUUCUGGUUGUCGAGGGCUUAUCCGUAAUCAUCCCCUCGAAAGAACAUUUGGCUUUGUUUAAAGAUAUCUCCAUUUGUCGCUCUUCCCCAUCUAUUUCUCACAUGCUCUUUGCGGACGAUAGCCUCUUAUUUACCCAAGUGAGCCAUCAUAAUAGUUCUUAUAUUCAGGACAUUCUCUCCACUUACAAUAAGGCCAUGGGUCAGUUUGUUAACUUAGCCAAAUCCUCUGUCUUGUUCUCUCGCAACACCUCCCACCAUGAUAAACACUAUUUCCUCUCAUCCCUUGGUAUGGCUGACAAACCUUUCAUCGACACUUAUCUUGGUGUUCCUCAAUGUUUUGCAAGGUCUAAGAAAUCCUCUUUCCAUUUUAUUCUCCAAAGAGCUAGUAGUAAGCUGAGUGUUUGGAAAUCUAAGCUCUUUUCUAAGGCUGGCAAAGAAGUUCUUUUAAAAGCCGUUAUCCAAGCUAUACUCUCUUAUGUUAUGUCGUGCUACAGGGUCCCUCAGUCUAUCUGUAAGCAGUUGGAAAAGCUCAUGGCUAAUUUCUGGUGGGGUGCGAAAGGCCAAAAUAAAUCUAAAAUCCACUGGAAGUCAUGGCACAAUCUUUGCAAAUCCAAAUUCUUUGGGGGUCUUGGUUUCCGAUCCAUCAUUAAUCACAAUCAGGCUAUGCUUGCUAAACAAGCCUGCGUAUUUUUCAAAAUCCCUCUUCCAUUCUUGCUACUCUUCUCAAAGCUAAGUAUUUCAAACAUAAUGACUUUCUCCAAGCCUCAAUUGGUCACUGUCCUUCUUUUUCCUGGAGAAGUUUACUUUGGGGUCAAAAUCUUCUUCUUAAAGGGCUGGUUUGGAACAUUGGGGAUAGGUCAUUGGGACAUCCACAAGCUGAACACCUAUUUUGAUGUGGACCUGGUUGCUUCUAUUCUUUCCACCCCUAUUACUUCUUCAUCUCAAGACUGUCUCAUUUGGGGUUACGACCCUUCUGGCAAUCUUACUGUUAAUUCGGCCUACCAUCUUGCCAACUCUACUAGCUCCUUGCCUUCUUCUUCCACUCCCAAUACUUUUCAAAAAUGGUGGAAAUCUGAGGUUUCUUUCAAGCCAGCGGUUGGGUUUUACAAGCUUAGUGUUGAUGUUGCCUCUCAAAGACAGACUAAUAAGCAAAGUUUUGGAGCCGUGGUGCAAGAUCACACUGGGCGUAUCAUGGCAGCACUCCAUUCCUCCACCUUUUCUUGCACUCAGCCUAUCUUUGCUGAAGCUGAAGCCCUUUACAGAGCUAUAACUUGGUGUGCUGCUGUUAGGUUUCCAAUUGGUUUAAUAGUCUCGGACUGUCAGCUUCUCAUCGGCAAAAUCAUCAAUCAGCAGCGCAACAACUCAGCGCUUUCUGAUAAAGUUUGGCAGAUUAUCUCCUCUUUGUCCCUCUUUCCUGAUGCUUCCAUACGCUACAUGCCUAGAAGUCUCAACACUUAG
This is a messenger RNA of Cannabis sativa, 2748 nucleotides long. RefSeq lists its product as uncharacterized. The record is from RefSeq and is a predicted model, not a curated record. The transcript has 5 exons. Bases 1 to 2748 code for a protein of 915 amino acids. Lineage: Eukaryota; Viridiplantae; Streptophyta; Magnoliopsida; Rosales; Cannabaceae. Gene Ontology annotation, molecular function: nucleic acid binding; RNA-DNA hybrid ribonuclease activity.